This is a messenger RNA of Pecten maximus, 3824 nucleotides long. RefSeq lists its product as uncharacterized. Bases 98 to 694 code for a protein of 198 amino acids. The transcript has 2 exons. Lineage: Eukaryota; Metazoa; Mollusca; Bivalvia; Pectinida; Pectinidae. The record is from RefSeq and is a predicted model, not a curated record.
GUACUCAUUCAGUGGACAUAACCUGUUGUCGUGGCAAUUAGGGCUUAGCCGGAACAUAAGAUUGGAACAAAGCCUUUCUGCCCAUCAGCAGGGCGCCAUGUCAUCUUCAAGAGUACAUGACCCACUGUUUCAUUUCGAAACACAUUUCCCGGAACGUCUUUCAAGGCUGCACUUGAAUCCUGAAUUCGGUCCUGUAUCUCCACACAGAAAAAACAAACGUUCGCGAGCCGCAAGGCAAGGCGUUCGAUACAAAACUCAACCAGUUACGUUUGACGAAAUAACUGAAGUUGACGAAGAAAUAACACCCAACACAGAACCUGAAAAUACAAUCGACCAACUGCAGGCUUUCUCACGGUCGAUGGAUGGGCUCCUUCCAAAACUCCCAGGGAAAAAGAAUAUCAACAACAAUAAUGAUGUCACCACUUCCGGUAAAGCAUAUGGCGCCCAAUCAACAGUUGCAACACAAACCGCGUCAAAUGAAAACCGUUUACAAGGGAAUGACAAUACAAUUUCAAACGAUAAAGAAGAUAAAGAAAACUGCCCCGAAUCAAAGUUGGACCCAUCAGGUCUUACAGCACUGCCACCUACAGGAUUACCAGCGGCCAAACACGAUGGCCGCCGGCAAAAAAUGACGGCGAAAGCAAAACGCCGCCAAAUGAUGGAAGCUGGUAAGGAUGGAACAAAAGAAUCGUGAACAACAAUAGUUAUCCAUGUUUCGAAUAAAUAAGAGAGUAUUUUCGUGUUGAUGUUACGCAAACAUAUGGCCUUGUUGAUAUCUAUGUCAAUUUGGAGGAUAUACAAUGUCGUGUUGUUUCAUAUGCACAUACUAGAUAUAUAUGCCAGCCUGGCUGUGUAUUCGAGUGACCGUUUCGCCAGUGCUAUCUGUUUGUAGGAACUUUAGUUGUUUUUUAACGGAAGUGAUGCCAAAGUAGAGAUUACACAACAGCCCGCACCCUAUCUAGUCACUGACGCCAUUAAAUCAGCCAUCUCAUACAAACUUGAUUUAUGAUCUACAGAAUGUUGUGUUACAGGAUGAUAGAUAUGCGACAGUCUAGGAUAUGACGCGUAUGUAAUCCAAUGUCCCUGGAGUGGACAGUAUAUUUGCUAACAAGCUUUCCGGCAAUAGUUCUAUUUUUUCUUCGAAAAGACCAAAUUUAUCAUAUACAACAGAACUCACGCCUUUCUCGUUUGAUAAUCUAUCUUCCUUCUCACUCGAUAAUCCAGUAAUAGUUUCUUCUGUUUCAAAACAAUCAUCUCCCUUCUUCUGAUUAUUCUGUCGGCGGCCUUCUUCCUCAAUAAAUUAUUACCAUCGCAACCAUCGUUCUCCGUAGAUAAUACUGUUAUAUAUAUUUCCUAGUAGAAGUGGACACCUGCUGUAAAGUAGCUACAUGUAAUCUUAUAAACCACUGUUCUAAGUAAGAUAUUUAAUCAAUUUAAUUUCAAGUAAAUAAAUCAGUCGUCCUUCUCAGUAGAUAUUACUUUCAUUUCCAGUAGAUAAUCAAGUCACCACCAUCGCCUCCAGUUGGUGAUUGAUUCAGUCUCAUUCUCAAUAAAUGGCCAGGUCACCAUCGGUCUCGGUCUAGUCGAUUGAAUUCCUAGUAGACCUUUUAAACACGCUCUUCUCGUUAGUCACUCGGGUCACUUUUUAUUCCCCUAAGAUGGCCAAGUUACUAUCGUUUUCAAAAGAUUCUUAAGUCAAUAUGAUUCCUAGUUAAAGAUCCAAUCACCCCUCGUUUUGAGUAAAUAUCACUAUCUAGCUUAUUAACACAAUUUGCUCCAUCAAACAAUCCAACACAAUCUGUUUACAAAAACGUCUAAUGGAAUGUGAAAAAAAUAUCUUGCCUGAAACGAAGGCUGUGGGCUGUGUGUGGAAUAUAUUCAUCCCCUCAAACUUGCGUGAUAACAAACGGAUUAAUUGUUUUUACAUUAGCGCUAUUUUGUUAUAGCAAAACCUCUUAUAGUUGCCAUAGAAAUUGUGAUUAUCUAUCUGCACUCUUUGCAUACGCAAUCUGGUAAUCAUAAAUUCUUCAAAAACCGAUUAAUGUCUCAAUAUAUCUUGCUACAAUUUUUUGAUUGUUUGCCACAAACCUUUUCUGGGGGAAACAAAGUUGAUCAUGAAUAUUACUUGAAAGAAAUUUACUUCCGGUGAUUCUCUAGAGUUUCAAAAUCUUAUAGGGAGGAUGUUCUCAAUUUAUAUUGGCGGCUUGAAUCAUGUAUGUUACUAAAUGUAGCCUAUACAAUAUAAUUGUGAAGGUUGACUUUAAAUAAUUAUUACAUAACUUAUACAGUUGUAUUAUAUCUAAAAGUUUUAAGUGAAACUUCAUUUGUGGGAUUUGUAAUCAUUUCCUGCAUUACUUUCAUAACAUAUUGCCAAAUUGUAAUGGAAUAUCCACAAAAAUAGAUAACACAAGAUUAUAUCUACAGUUUGAAGGUAAUGUUAGAGAUUGGAGAAUAGGGCACCCAUUUUCUCUUAUGUUGCCUUAGCACUAAUUAAUCCCUGAUGUAGUCUAUUCACGACUGUUUGUCUUAUCGACAAUAACGAGAAUAUGAUUCCUUUUAACAAAGGUCUUAGCGAUCCAAUGUUCGUUUGAUGCUUAUUGCUUCAAAGAUAAUUAUACAGUGCAGCGAUUUCAACAGUGCUGAAAGAAACAAGAUAAUGCUAACGUGUAAAUCUGAUUAAAAUAAAAUGAGGACAAUGUAUGACCUCGGUGUUCCGGAGAGUUAAGCCGAUUAUGCUUCAUCGACGACACACGCCGAAAACCAGAAAAUAAGAGAGAGUUUAUCAAAGUCACUAAGCAUAAUGAUCAACAUUGAAUACAUCGAACUUCCAAACCUACAGGGAAAGUAAAUUGUUAAUUGAGAUCGCAAUGUCGAUUAUAAAAUACGGAAAUAUAAAAAUGUACUUUAUCUGUCCUGGACCUUGUGUUAGAUAGUUGUCUGUAGUCGACAUCUGCCACCGAAAUCAGUGGAACAAGUUCUGGAACUCCCCGCCAUUUAUAACGUGUAGACAACGCAAUUUUGGAAAGCAAAGAAGUGGUCGUUAUCCACAAAGAUACAUCCGUAGUAUAAAGUUGAAAACUUAUAAUACCGCUAAGUAGUGAACUAUCCCUUAAUACGUGAAAGCUGCUGGUAUCGUAGAGUAUAUAGUAAUAUUUUACGCAAAAAAACGUGUCGGCCCAAAAUAUACCAUUUUCAAACACGUCUUGCAGGCCCACUUAAUGAUGGAACGUUCUACAACAUCCCAUCGUUGAAGUGACCACUCUGUUAACUCGCGCAACCUACAUAAGUAGUACCGCCCUCCAUUUUCCCACCAAACAAACCCGAAUUUCAUUUUGCUCUUAAAUAUACAAUGUAUCUCCUUUAUUUUAUCACACUCUAUAUGUUUGUCAGUUUAUGUGCGUAUACGUGUGAAUCAUACAGGGUUAUUUUGCUGAAUAACGUUUUUGUUUCCGUGUAUGAGCUUUACGAGAAUCAUACAUCACUAUAACUGAAGAGUCAAGAUAACCAUGCUUUGCUGAGGUGACGGGUUUACUUACAGAUGGCUUCACUUCCCUGUACAUUCUUGUAAAUAUAACUUCUUUUAUUAUACGUUUGGUAAUAAGAAAUUGUUUUCUAUCAGUUCUCAUUUUAGCUUUAGGUUAUAGCGUAACAAAUGUCAUUUUAAGUUGAACUUUUACGUUGAUAUAUCGAUAGAGUAUUUAUUGAAUACAAUAUAUUGUAUACAAUAUAGUAUUUAUUGUUUAGAGUAUUUUCGUUUCGUCUCUGGCUUGAAAAUUGUCUAUGAAUACUUAACUUAAAUAAAUGAAUAAUUGGGAAAUUUCAAA